This is a messenger RNA of Leopardus geoffroyi (Geoffroy's cat), 707 nucleotides long. RefSeq names its product eukaryotic translation elongation factor 1 epsilon 1 (gene EEF1E1). Gene Ontology annotation, biological process: positive regulation of DNA damage response, signal transduction by p53 class mediator. Lineage: Eukaryota; Metazoa; Chordata; Mammalia; Carnivora; Felidae. Gene Ontology annotation, cellular component: aminoacyl-tRNA synthetase multienzyme complex; cytoplasm; nucleus. The transcript has 4 exons. Bases 47 to 571 code for a protein of 174 amino acids. The record is from RefSeq and is a predicted model, not a curated record.
UCCUUGCUGUCCUGGUCCCGCCCCUGCCAAGAGCUCCUGCCGGAAGAUGGCGGCGGCCGCGGAGUUGAAGCUGCUGGAGAAGUCCCUGGGACUGAGUAAAGGGAACAAAUACAGCGCUCAGGGCGAGCGCCAGAUUCCAGUUCUUCAAACAAACAACGGUCCAAGUCUAACAGGACUGACUACUAUAGCAGCCCAUCUUGUCAAGCAGGCCAACAAAGAAUAUUUGCUUGGGAGCACUGCAGAAGAAAAAGCAGUAGUUCAGCAGUGGUUGGAGUACAGGGUAACUCGAGUGGAUGGGCACUCCAGUAAAGACGAUGUCCGCACUCUGUUGAAGGAUCUUAAUUCGUAUCUUGAAGAUAAAGUCUACCUUACAGGAUAUAACUUUACCUUAGCAGAUAUCCUGUUGUACUAUGGACUCCAUCGCUUUAUAGUUGACCUGACAGUUCAAGAAAAGGAAAAAUAUCUUAAUGUGUCUCGCUGGUUUUGUCACAUUCAGCAUUACCCAGGGAUCAGGCAACAUCUGUCCACUGUUGUCUUCAUCAAGAACAGACUAUAUACUAAUUCCCACUAGAAGCUGUCCAUGACAUACAGAAGCGUGGUCACAAAUAUUUUAAAUGGAAAGUAUAUUCCGGACCAGAGGACUAACGUAAAUUGAUACGCAGUCAUUCUUUGUUUGCUGAGGUUGAUAGAAUAAACUUAUAUCCGAA